This is a messenger RNA of Colletotrichum truncatum, 1464 nucleotides long. RefSeq names its product 2,3-bisphosphoglycerate-independent phosphoglycerate mutase. Gene Ontology annotation, biological process: glucose catabolic process. The record is from RefSeq and is a predicted model, not a curated record. Gene Ontology annotation, cellular component: cytoplasm. Gene Ontology annotation, molecular function: manganese ion binding. NCBI's taxonomy places the organism in Eukaryota, Fungi, Ascomycota, Sordariomycetes, Glomerellales, Glomerellaceae.
AUGGACGAGUUCGCCAAGAGUAAGACCGGCUACUGCGAACUUGACGCCUCAUCCCUUGCCGUUGGUCUUCCCGAGGGCCUGAUGGGCAACUCGGAGGUCGGCCAUCUGAACAUCGGUGCUGGCCGUGUCGUCUGGCAGGAUGUCGUUCGCAUCGACCAGACUAUCAAGCAGGGCGAGCUCCCCAACAACGCCGUUAUCAAGAAGACUUUCGAGAGCGCCAAGAACGGCAACGGCAGACUGCACCUUUGCGGUCUCGUCUCCCACGGUGGCGUGCACUCCAAGCAGGAGCAUCUUUACCACCUCCUCAGAGCCGCCAAGCAGUACGGCGUCCCCAAGGUCUACAUCCACUUCUUUGGCGACGGCCGUGACACCGACCCCAAGUCCGGUGCCGGUUACAUGGAGGAGCUUGUCCAGACCGCCAAGGAUAUCGGCAUUGGCGAGAUCGCCACCGUCGUUGGCCGUUACUACGCCAUGGACCGUGACAAGAGAUGGGAGCGUGUCGAGAUCGCCCUCAAGGGUAUGAUCCUCGGUGAGGGUGAGGAGAGCACCGACCCCGUCAAGACCGUCAAGGAGCGCUACGCACGUGGCGGCGACAAGGACAAGGACGAGUUCCUGACCCCCAUCAUCGUCGGCGGCGAUGAGGGCCGCAUCAAGGACGACGACACCGUCUUCUUCUUCAACUACCGCUCCGACCGUGUCCGCCAGAUCACUCAGCUCCUCGGCGACGUCGACCGCUCCGUCCUCCCUGACUUCCCCUACCCCAAGAUCGACAAGCUCGUCACCAUGACCCAGUACAAGACUGACUACCCCUUUGAGAUUGCCUUCGAGCCCCAGCGCAUGGGCAACGUGCUCGCCGAGUGGCUCGGCAAGCAGGGCGUUGAGCAGGUCCACAUCGCCGAGACGGAGAAGUAUGCCCACGUCACCUUCUUCUUCAACGGUGGUGUCGAGAAGGUCUUCGCCCUCGAGACCCGUGAUGAGAAGCAGGAUCUCGUCCCCUCCAACAAGUCCGUUGCCACCUACGACAAGGCCCCCGAGAUGUCCGCCGAUGGCGUCGCCAACCAGGUCGCCAAGCGUCUCGGCGAGCAGAAGUUCCCCUUCGUCAUGAACAACUUCGCGCCCCCCGACAUGGUCGGUCACACCGGCGUGUACGAGGCCGCCAUCGUCGGUGUCGAGGCCACCGACAAGGCCAUCGGUAAGAUCUACGAGGCCUGCAAGAAGGAGGGCUACAUCCUCUUCAUCACCGCCGACCACGGCAACGCCGAGGAGAUGAAGUUCCCCGACGGCAAGCCCAAGACCUCCCACACCACCAACAAGGUUCCCUUCAUCAUGGCCAACGCCCCCGAGGGCUGGAGCCUGAAGCAGGUCGGCGGUGUCCUGGGUGAUGUCGCCCCGACCAUCCUGGGCGCCAUGGGCCUGCCCCAGCCUGAGGAGAUGACUGGAGAGAACUUGCUGAUCAAGGCAUAA